Messenger RNA from Cuscuta europaea, 1413 nucleotides. The record is from the annotation of a GenBank genome assembly. Lineage: Eukaryota; Viridiplantae; Streptophyta; Magnoliopsida; Solanales; Convolvulaceae.
CUGGCAUCGGAUCUCCUGUAUUUAACCCCGGCCCAGUACUAUCAUACAAAUCUGGUAGUGGAACCCCCAAAGCUCAAAGUUUCCGGGUUGAAAAUUGGAGCAGCUGGCAUCGGAUCUCCUGUAUUUUGUCGGAAUGAGCUUGACUCUUCUGCAAAGCUACUCUUCCGCCGAGGAAGACGAAGGAGAUGUACAAGAACAAUCGGACUACGACAAAUCCGAGGACGAAGAGGAUGGCCAGAACUACGUCGUUUCACACAACCGUUACAGGCCUCUCGUAGACCCCUCCCCUUCUUCGUCUUCCUACCUUCCCUCUGCUCUCGACGCAUUUUCCGAGGUUUCCGGACCUCCGGAGUUCUUAAACAACAGUAUAGAUUCUGAAGCUGCGAGUGAUGCAGGCAACCAACGCAUCCGGCAUGGUCGCCGUAAGAGCACCAGAGAUAAGAAAGAUUUACCUUCUGGUGCUAUUGUUGAGGCUAAAGCUCAUUUAGUUGGGGUCCAUGAGAGAGUCAGAAGUGAUGUUGAAGGUAGCAUACCGAAGACGUCCACUGCACAAAAAAUUCUUUCUCCAGCCACUGCACAAGGAGUCAACCCUAGUGUGACAAACCCAAAUGCAGAAGUUGCAUCAGAGCUUCUGAGGGACAUAAAUAUUGAGGCGGGGAAGAAAAAGGGAUCAACCAUCAAAGACAAGGAGAAGAGUAAGAGGAUAAAGGGUCAGUCAUCGCAUGCUUCAUGGAAGAGCGAGACAGAGAUGGUCUUGCGCCAGCAGUUCGAUUAGCGGCUUGCAUUUAGGUUAUUGAGGUGACACUAAAAAGAAUUUCGACAUUUAAGCAAGAUCAGCCGAGCUCACUAGUCACUACUAUAUAUGUACAACACCAUGUUUUAUGGAGAAGGUGAAGCUGAGGGAAAACAUACAUGUGGAAAAUGUUGAACAUGUUAUUGCGUUUAAAUGUGAACUAGUCUCUAUUAAUCUAAAUUUGUUUGACUCCUUUUUUUCCUUUCUAUUUAUUGUGUUUAAUGUCAUAUGCCAAUUCAUGUUAAUUGGCACCAAAUUCUUUUGGAAUUUAGGUAUGGAUGUUGUUGAUGUUGAACGGACACAUAUUUGCUACUCCCUCCGUUCCUAAAAAUUCUUCCCGGUUUGACUUGGCACGCUUAUUAAGAAAUUGGAAUAAAGUGGAAAUGUAUGAUUGUGGUUGUGUAAGAAAAAAGUAAAAUGAAUGUGAGCCACACAAAUUGUCCAAAAUGGGAAAGUGAGAAGUAUUUUUGGGAACGGUCUAAAAAAGAAAGUGGGAAGUAUUUUUGGGAACGGAGGGAGUAUUAGAAACCAUUUUUUGACGUUAAAUGCCCGUUUGGUAACAUUUAAAUUAGUUGAAUUUGCUGAAACGGAUUAAAUGCUGAUCGGAUUGAAUUGCCUGA